Molecule: messenger RNA, 231 nt
Organism: Anisakis simplex (herring worm)
Lineage: Eukaryota; Metazoa; Nematoda; Chromadorea; Rhabditida; Anisakidae
Source: the annotation of a GenBank genome assembly
AUGGCAAAAUGUCGUGAAGCUGGUAUGGAGAAUUUUUUCUUCGAAGUAGUCACCGACAAAGCGAUUAACUUACCGUCAUUACCACGUCUUCGCGAAGUGGUUGUCCCUACCACAUACAGGACUAAAAGUGGUGCGUUAUUCAAGUCGCGAGCCUUACAGUACUGUCUAGAGGAUGAUGUGAAUAUUCUUCAAGAUGACGAUUGGGUUGUGCAUCUCGACGAAGAGACUCUA